Molecule: messenger RNA, 2888 nt
Organism: Colletotrichum destructivum
Lineage: Eukaryota; Fungi; Ascomycota; Sordariomycetes; Glomerellales; Glomerellaceae
Product: Putative THIF-type NAD/FAD binding, ubiquitin-like modifier-activating enzyme Atg7
Exons: 4
Coding region: 537-2633 (698 amino acids)
Biological process (GO): piecemeal microautophagy of the nucleus; cellular response to nitrogen starvation; autophagosome assembly
Cellular component (GO): cytoplasm; phagophore assembly site
Molecular function (GO): Atg8 activating enzyme activity; Atg12 activating enzyme activity
Source: RefSeq, a predicted model, not a curated record
CCCUCAUCUGUCAGACAAACCAAACAUCUCUCACUUCCCAAGAAGCUCUCACCAGCCUCGUUCUCGUGACUCGUUGGUCCAACUAAGCAACAUCUGGUUUCACUGUCUGUGCAGGUGACUCUUUUCCCAACUCCGACGCCAGCCAACAUUUCCAAGCAUUCUUCCUCGAGUUGCCAGGCACUUCCAUUGCCCGGACCCCCUCCGCUUUGUCCGGAGCCCAUCUGGAAGUGCGACCUGCCUGUUCCGUCACAUCGCGAGGGCCUUGAACCCUUUUUUUGAGUCAUUUCGGCCUCACCCCCAGAGCAGCGCUUGAUCCGGAUCUUUGCUCCUACAAACUCAUUCCUUCGAAGCAUUCCAGAAAACCUGGAAGUUUGCCCAAGUGUCAAACCACCACAUCGCGCACCACGAGAAUCUGAACCCACAUCCGGCGCAUCGCAUCGCAUCGCAUCGCACAGCCCAACAGUGCCCUGAUCUGAUCACUUAACCAACUGGGCGCCAAAAAGUGCGCGCCCGCCUCCUGCCAGAGCUCGCCCGCCAUGGCAGCCAUCCAAUAUGCUCCCUUCUCCUCCGAGAUCGAGCUUCCCUUUUACGCCGCCCUCUUUUCCUCCAAGCUCGAACAUGACAAGCUCGACGACUCGGCUCGCCGCGUACUGGGCCAGUACACCACCCUGCCCGUCGACCCGGCCCAGAGCUGCAAGAUGUCCAUCCUGGGCAACGCCCUCACCAGUGACCAGCCCAACGACGAGCAUGUCCGCGCCGAGGGCUGGAUCAAGAACGUCAACACCAUCGAGGACUUCAAGAACACCGACAAGCAGGCCAUGCUGAAGCUUGCCGCAAGACACGUCUGGGACGCCAUCAACGACGGCACCAUCUACUCCAUUCCCUCCCUCCUCUCGUCCUUCACGAUCCUCUCGUACGCCGACUUGAAGAAGUACAAGUUCACAUACUGGUUCGCCUUUCCCGCACUGCACUCCGACCCCCAGUGGAAGCGCACCGCUCCCAUCGGCCGCCUCGAUCCUAAGGAGAGCACGGCGCUGGUCGACCGGGUGGGCACCUGGCAGGCGAACCGCGACAAAAGGCAGAACGGCUUCUUCCUCGCCAAGAAGGCCCGGGGCGUGGACGUGAGCGAUCUGGACAAGGACGCAAACAGCGAUCUCCACGACCUCAACGACACGUUCGGCUACGUAUGGGAGGUGGCCAACCUCGGCGACUUUGAGAACGGCUUCUUUGACGAUGUUGCCGAGGAGGACCGAUACGUCGCCUUUGUCGACCCGUCGACGUACCCCGAAAACCCCUCGUGGCCGCUGCGCAACCUCCUGUGGCUCAUCCGACAGCGGUUCCGCCUGACAAAGGUGCAGAUCCUGUGCUAUCGGGACAUCAGAUCGAGCAGGCACGCUGCUAGGAGCAUCAUCCUGCCGUUGGAGAUGGACCCGGUAGAGCCUCUCGCGGUCACGGAGAUGCCCAAGGUCACCGGUUGGGAACGGGAUGGCGAGGGCAAGCUGCGGGCCAGGAUCGCGAACCUCGGCGAGUACAUGGACCCCGCGCGGCUGGCCGACCAAUCUGUGGACCUGAACCUGAAACUCAUGAAAUGGCGCAUUUCGCCGAAUCUGGACCUCGACACGAUCAAGUCUACCAAGUGUCUACUGCUGGGAGCCGGUACGCUCGGCAGCUACGUGUCCAGGAAUCUCAUGGGAUGGGGCGUUCGAAAGAUCACCUUUGUGGACUACGGGCGCGUGUCAUACUCGAAUCCCGUACGGCAGCCGCUGUUCGAGUUCGAAGACUGCUUGGAAGGCGGCAAACACAAGGCGACGCGGGCGGCCCAGGCGCUGAAGAGGAUCUACCCCGGUGUCGAGAGCGAGGGCCACGUCUUGUCCGUACCCAUGCUCGGCCAUCCUUUCACGGACGAGGCCAGAAGCAAGGCGGACUACGACAAGUUGAAACAGCUGAUUGACGACCACGACGCCAUUUUCCUUCUGAUGGACAGUCGCGAGUCGAGAUGGCUCCCCAGCGUCGUGGGCAAGGCGGCCGGCAAGAUCGUUCUCAACGCCGCCCUCGGAUUCGACUCGUUCGUGGUGAUGCGACAUGGUGCCGAGCCUGCCGAUACUCAGCCGGAGGACACGGAACGCAAGACGCUGGGCUGCUACUUCUGCAACGAUGUCGUGGCCCCGGCCGACUCGCAAAAGGACCAGACUUUGGACCAGCAAUGCACCGUCACUCGACCGGGCGUGGCGGCGAUCGCUUCGGCACUGCUCGUCGAGCUCUUUGCAAGUCUCCUCCAGCACCCUCUCAAGCAACAUGCGCCGGCACCCCAGACGUCGAACGACGAGAAGGACCCGCACGACCAUGCUCUGGGACUGGUCCCCCAUACGGUCCGCGGCUACCUGCACAACUUCAACAACAAGGUCAUCCGGGGAGAGUCGUACCCGUGCUGCAGCGCUUGCGGUCCUCCGAUUCUGGAGGCGUAUCGGACCGAUGGUUGGAAGUUCGUCAAGAAGGCGCUUUUGGAGAAGGACUACGUUGCCGAGCUGUCCGGGCUUGCGGAUGUGCAGCGCGAGGCCGAGAGGCGGGCGGCGUCGAUGGACUGGGAGGACGAGGAGGAUGGCGCAGACGAAGGAGAUGGAGAGCUGAUUUGAAAGUCUUUUUCCUAUGUCUUGGGAACGGGCGAGUUAUUCACGGUGGAAUAGACGAGGCGUUGGAAAUCUAGGUAGAUGACCUUUGAGGCGUUGUGGUACAGGUAUUAUUGCUGGUAUCUAUCUGGUUAUGAGUUUACAGCACCCUACGAGAUCGGCAUUUGGUUACGAGGCUGGCGAAAGAGACACGCAAUUGUUUUUCUUCUUUUCUGCGUCAGGGUUUAGCCAUGAUGGCAGUCACUUGAAUCUUUCUCUACC